Messenger RNA from Myotis myotis, 4588 nucleotides. RefSeq names its product chondroitin sulfate N-acetylgalactosaminyltransferase 1 (gene CSGALNACT1). NCBI's taxonomy places the organism in Eukaryota, Metazoa, Chordata, Mammalia, Chiroptera, Vespertilionidae. Gene Ontology annotation, molecular function: glucuronosyl-N-acetylgalactosaminyl-proteoglycan 4-beta-N-acetylgalactosaminyltransferase activity. The coding region runs from base 1350 to 2948 and encodes 532 amino acids. Gene Ontology annotation, cellular component: Golgi cisterna membrane. The record is from RefSeq and is a predicted model, not a curated record. The transcript is spliced from 15 exons.
UGUAAAGUGAGGGCAGCGGACUGGAUGCUUUUCACUUCCCUACGUCACUGGCACUUUGUGUCUGACUGCAGAAGGCCAGGACGUGGGCUUUGGCGCCACGGGAAGAACACUGGUGGAAUAUCUGUUCCUUUUUCUCCAGCACGUGAAUCGAGGCUCUGAGCGUUAGCGGAGCGUACAGCACCCCCCUUUUACUUAACAUUUCACACACUGAAAGGGAAGGGUCUUGAAAGUUACCUGGACUCAAUCUCAACAGGCAAUUGGGAAUGAUUUCAAAAGGAUGGAAAUGACCUAAACCUGAACUGCCAAGUGAAGGUUGUCAUGAAGAAAAUGUAAAAAAUGAGGACAGUCUGACUGGAAAGAUGAAAGAUGAAGCUAAAUCUGGAACAUAAUCAAUGCUGGUGAGAGGAAUGGGGGCCCUUGACUCCAUCCCGGGAGAUGAGACCAAGAGGUUACCUCUUGGCAGUUGAAAUCAUUUUAAAUUUACAGCUUUGAAAAUGUUGUCAGCACAAAUCUGAGGAGCGUUGGGAAGGAUAUCUCAGUACGGAGAGAUAAAGUUUUCUGGGGGCACCACACAGCAAAACACUGGCAAGCAAACAGGAGACACGCAGACUUCACAUGGUAAUUCCUCUCCUUAGGCACCUCAAGUCUGCAUCGCCCUCCCUGCACCAAAGCCUCAGAUGUUCCCAUCGUUGCUGAAGAAAGGGCAGGAGAGGAUCAGGCGGGAGACCUGGUGUCAUAUUUACGCAGACUGAGUCUGUCAGGGUAGCUAAGCCACUUCCCUGGGCUGAUUUCUUCACACGGAAUAAUGAUUACUUUAACAAUAAUAUAAAGUAAUGCAUAAAACAGCACCUGGAGAGGCAUAACGUGCUGUAUAAAGAGUCCUUUCCAUUUCAAGCAGAGAAGCCGAAGUAUUUUUACCCAGUAGAGGAAUGAUGUAGUUCCACCCAUAACCUUCUUUUCUUAUAUGCUUCCAGGCUGGACUUCCUCUCUGAAUGCUUGUUCACCACCUCCACCUGAAUGUUUCAGAGGCACUUCAUCUUGAUGCAUGUCCAAGGUCCCCUGUUGUCACCUGCUGCACAUUUGGAAGCUAGGAUGGGUCUGAGUGUGGACAUUUGGAAGUUUCAGCUAACUCGUUGCUUCUGCCUGGAAGACCAUCCUGUAGAAGUAGAAAAAGUGUUCCACAUGGUGCUUGACUUCGAGAGACAAGACGUGUUGUAGAAAGAAAUGGAUGAAGGCAGCUCAGGGGGCCCCAAACACAUGCUUUCCGUGGUCUAGUCUGGGGCAAGCCCUCCCGUGGGGCCCUGAGGUUCUGGGAUGUCGCCAGUUCUGGACGCAUGGCUGAUUCCUGAAUGACGAUGGUUCGCCGGGGGCUGCUUGCGUGGAUCUCUCGGGUGGUGGUUUUGCUUGUGCUGCUCUGCUGUGCCAUCUCCGUCCUCUACAUGUUGGCCUGCACUCCCAAAGGCAACGAGGAGCAGCUGGGGCUGCCCAGGGCCAACGGCCCCACAGGGAAGGAAGGGUACCAGGCCGCCCUGCAGGAGUGGGAGGAGCAGCACCGCAACUAUAUCAGCAGCCUCAAGAGGCAGAUCGCACAGCUUAAGGAGGAGCUGCAGGAGAGGAGCGAGCAGCUCAGGAACGCACAGUAUCACGCCAGCGAUGCCGCCGGCCUGGGCCCUGAGCCGGGCGCUCCCGAGAAGACCCAGGCCGACCUGCUGGCCUUCCUGCACGCGCAGGUGGACAAGGCGGAGGUGCACGCUGGCGUCAAGCUGGCCACCGAGUACGCCGCAGUGCCUUUCGACAGUUUCACCCUGCAGAAGGUGUACCAGUUGGAGACGGGCCUGACCCGCCACCCUGAGGAGAAACCCGUGAGGAAAGACAAGCGGGAUGAGUUGGUGGAAGCCAUCGAAUCAGCCUUGGAGACCCUCAACAGCCCUGCAGAGAACAGCCCAAACCAGCAUCCGUACACGGCCUCGGAUUUCAUCGAAGGGAUCUACCGCACAGAAAAGGAUAAAGGCACUUUGUAUGAGCUCACAUUCAAAGGGGACCACAAGCACGAAUUCAGACGCCUUGUCCUGUUUCGACCGUUUGGCCCUAUCAUGAAAGUAAAAAAAGAAAAACUCAACAUGGCCAACACGCUCAUCAACAUUAUCGUGCCGCUGGCAAGGAGGGUGGACAAGUUCCGACAGUUCAUGCAGAAUUUCAGGGAGACAUGCAUCCAACAGGAUGGGAGAAUACAUCUCACCGUUGUUUACUUUGGGAAAGAAGAAAUGAAUGAGGUCAAGGGAAUACUUGAAAACACUUCUAGAGCUGCCAACUUCAGGAACUUUACCUUCAUCCAACUGAAUGGAGAAUUUUCCCGAGGAAAGGGACUUGAUGUAGGAGCCCGCUUCUGGAAGGGAAGCAACGUCCUUCUCUUUUUCUGUGACGUUGACAUCCACUUCACCUCUGAGUUCCUCAACACGUGCAGGCUGAACACACAGCCAGGGAAGAAAGUAUUUUAUCCAGUCCUUUUCAGCCAGUACAAUCCUGGCAUCAUCUACGGCCAUCACGAUGCUGUCCCUCCCUUAGAACAGCAGCUGGUCAUAAAGAAGGAAACUGGAUUUUGGAGAGACUUCGGAUUUGGGAUGACAUGCCAGUAUCGGUCAGACUUCAUCAACAUAGGUGGGUUUGACUUGGACAUCAAAGGCUGGGGCGGAGAGGAUGUGCACCUGUACCGCAAGUACCUCCACAGCAACCUCAUAGUGGUGCGGACGCCCGUGCGGGGCCUCUUCCACCUCUGGCACGAGAAGCGCUGUGUGGACGAGCUGACCCCCGAGCAGUACAAGAUGUGCAUGCAGUCCAAGGCCAUGAACGAGGCCUCCCACGGGCAGCUGGGCAUGCUGGUCUUCCGGCACGAGAUUGAGGCUCACCUUCGCAAGCAGAAGCAGAAGUCAAGCAGCAAAAAAACAUGAACUCCCAGGGACACAUUGGGGGAGAUGUUUUUUUGUUUUUUCCUUUUGCAAUUAUCCUGACAAGUGGCUGCAACAAGGAAGCGAUGUCCAUAAAGGGCAAGCUGACUGAUUCCUAAGCGACAAAGGGAGCACGCCUCCAAUUUCUGCCUGUGCGGUUUUACGCAGCAGGAAUUCAAAUCUCCCACUUCGCCUGCAGAAGUAGCCCCAACAGAGGAAGGAUCCCCUGCAGCGUCUGACGAAGGAGAAUGGGUGUGAGGUUGUACGCUUGGCAGUGUGGAGGCCUGUUGCUUUCUGUGCUCAUUGCCAUAUUCAUGAGUGAAGACCAGUUUUGUACAAAGUUCAUUAGAAUGAAAGGCAAACAUUUCUCCCCAGCAGAAUGAUUGUAUCAGUAGGACUCUCGCGUCUAGGAACUCUGUGUCUAAAACAAGGCAGGCGAGGAGACUGUAAACUCAGAGAUACCCUCAUGAUGAUCCUUGUGAGUAUAUUAAGCAAAACCAAAUGGACUAAAAAAAGAAAAGAAAGAAUAACUGUUGCCAUUUUCCCCCAAAUUAUUCAAAAAUAAUCUCAUCUUUUUGGUUGUAGUUUUAACCAUCUCCAUUUGUUUAUUUUAUUUAAAAAUGCACUUUUCUUUUGCUUAAGAGUUAUAUUUUGCUUAUUUAAUGACCCGUUUGUAAGCCUUACUAAAGAGAGCACAAGCUAGCAUACACUUUUGCAUUUUUUAAGAAGAUACUUUUAGAUGCAUUAGGAGAACUUCCCAUUCAGAGCACCAGGUGGAUACCCCCAUCCGAGGACCUGCGGAUGCCGGGCCUGCCAGGCACCGCGUCAGACCUUCAGCACGGGGGAGGCGUGGCGUGGGGCUGCUGAGGACCCAGACAUAACCCGACUGUAUCUGGAGAGUAUUUCCGAAGAGGAGCAUCUGAACACUGGAGGGAAUUAAAAAUAUCCUUUUUUUUUUUUUUUUUUUAGCCUCAACAGAAAAGGAAACUCAUUCAGACUGGCGGUAUCUUGAUUUAUUUAAAAGUCAGAAAACACAUGUUUUUGCAAGGGAGAACUGGGGACUACUUUCUUACCUGUUUAAAUAAACCAAAGUACACUGUGUGAACCAAACGCUGUUUCCCAAGCGGGGUGCUCUUCCUGGCUGCCGGCUUCCAUGAGAAGAGCUGCGGGGACAUGUCUUUUGUGCAAGAUCACUCCAUCUGCCCGAGUCUCCUGGGAUGGGAGGUUUUGCUACAUGUUCACCCACCCCCGUCUAGGGGGGAGUAACUUCAUUCUUUUUUAAAUGAAGCUGUUCUACUCCAUCACCAAGACGCUUCUGAAAAUUGCAUUUUAUUACAGUUUCCAACUAUUUAAAGAAAAUAAAUACCGUUAACACUGCGUGGUUUCUACAUUCAUGUGAAAAUUAUUUAUUUAAUAGCCAGCACCAGAUGCAUGAGCUAAUUAUCUCUGAUUCCUUGUCUUCUGUUUGCCCACAGUCAAGUCAUUGUUUAAAAGCUUCAAGAACAUUCAAGCUGUUGGUGUGUGGGGGGGAAAAAAAAGAAAAGCAUUGUAUUGAUUUGUACGGGUAGUUCAUAACAUUUAAUUAAAACACAGGGCAUGAGUGGAAGGUGGCAUUGGACAGCUAAUAAAAUAUGACUUGUGGA